This is a messenger RNA of Cetraspora pellucida, 185 nucleotides long. Lineage: Eukaryota; Fungi; Glomeromycota; Glomeromycetes; Diversisporales; Gigasporaceae. The record is from the annotation of a GenBank genome assembly.
AAUUGUUAAAAUAUCAAAAUGAUAGUAAUGAUAAUAACCAAGUUGAAAAAGAAAGAAAUCUAGUCUCUAAAAAUAAUAAAAAAUCUUUGAAAUCAGAGUUACAUUUGGAUAAUAACUAUAAUUUUGAAAUACAAGUCAAAAGUAUAUCUAAAACACCAUACUUUAAAAAUAAAGAAUCUAGUUAA